Molecule: messenger RNA, 504 nt
Organism: Linnemannia hyalina
Lineage: Eukaryota; Fungi; Mortierellomycota; Mortierellomycetes; Mortierellales; Mortierellaceae
Source: the annotation of a GenBank genome assembly
AUGCGCUACCAAUCCCUUGCACUGCUGGCUAUAGUCUGCUCUGUCGUCCUGGCUCGCGAGGACACUGCUGAAUUGUGCACCGGUGCCCUGUCCUGUGACGAAGGAUACUGUUGCUCCAGCCACGUAUUGGAUCAACAAAACCUGCCUCGCGUCAUUUCCUACAAAGAACUUGGUCAAGGCCCAUUGAAUGACUUGGCCAAACAGCUUGCUGAUCAAGGAUUCCACUUUUCGCUCGAUGAACUGAAGUCGGGUAUCGAGAGCACCGCUAGCAUUAUUGUUGGCAAUAGCAAUGCUCAACCUGUCACCUCUGCGCUGGACAUUAAUGUGGCCUCUCCCGCAGAUGUUCCUGAGCCUAAGGGUGCGUUGUUGGUGGAGAAUGAUUCUGGUGACAGCACCAAAGCUGACUCGAAGAAGACGACUGAAACUCCUGUCAAGAGCGAUGCCAGCAAGUUGACCGCUAGUGUUGCCGGUGCUGUCAUUGGAGCUUUUGCCUGGUUCUUUUAG